Messenger RNA from Triticum dicoccoides, 981 nucleotides. RefSeq names its product stem 28 kDa glycoprotein-like. Bases 21 to 818 code for a protein of 265 amino acids. The record is from RefSeq and is a predicted model, not a curated record. Gene Ontology annotation, molecular function: acid phosphatase activity. The transcript has 2 exons. NCBI's taxonomy places the organism in Eukaryota, Viridiplantae, Streptophyta, Magnoliopsida, Poales, Poaceae.
CGCGCGCACACACUCUAGAAAUGACAAUGGCUGGGACGACGACGCUCCUCCUCGUCGCCGCGGCGCUCCUCGCGGCCUCCUGCGGCGCGUGGGAGGUCACGGUGGACGACGCCGUGGUGGCGCCGCUCAUCCACGCGCUGCGGCCGCUGCUGGGCUCCGGCAGGCACGCCGGCGUGGCGUGCGACAGCUGGCGGCUGGGCGUGGAGGCUUACAACGUGCGGGACUGGAAGACCGUGCCCGCCAGCUGCGAGGGCUACGUCGGCCACUACAUGCUCGGCAGCCACUACCGCCGGGACUCCAAGGUCGUCGUCGACCAGGCCAUCGCCUACGUCGACAGCCUCAAGCUCGCCGGCAACGGCAAGGAGGUGUGGGUCUUCGACGUCGACGAGACCACGGUCUCCAACCUCCCCUACUACUCCAGGCACGGCUUCGGGGCUACGCCAUUCAACGUGACAAGCUUCAACGCAUACGCGCAGGAAGGGAGCGCGCCGGCGCUGCCCGAGACGAAGCGGUUGUACAACAAGCUGCUCUCGGUCGGCAUCAAGCCGGUGAUCCUCACCGGUCGGGCCGAGUACCUGAGGGCCUCCACCGCCACGAACCUCGGCCGCCAAGGCUACGCCGGGUGGAUGAACCUGCUGCUGAAGGCGCCUGGCUUCAAGGGCUCCUCGUUGGCCUUCAAGUCCAGCGAGAGGCAGAAGCUGCAGGACGCCGGUUACAUCAUUGUGGGCAACAUCGGCGACCAGUGGAGCGACAUCCUUGGUGCACCGGAGGGCGCCCGCACCUUCAAGCUUCCCGACCCCAUGUACUACAUCGGCUAGGAUGAUUGCUCGUUGUCCAUGAAUAAGCUCCAUGCUCUAUAUGCAUGAUUUGUCAAUAGUCUCCUCCUUCUUGUUGCUUGGUUAAUUUUCUUUGUCGGGAACUUGAGAUCAAUUACUAGUAUUAAUGAAAUGUGUUCUGGAGAAGUGCAUGUUGCUUAACCAA